Penicillium riverlandense is the source of this 327-nucleotide messenger RNA. RefSeq names its product vacuolar ATPase assembly integral membrane protein VMA21. Bases 1 to 327 code for a protein of 108 amino acids. The record is from RefSeq and is a predicted model, not a curated record. Gene Ontology annotation, cellular component: endoplasmic reticulum membrane. Gene Ontology annotation, biological process: vacuolar proton-transporting V-type ATPase complex assembly. Lineage: Eukaryota; Fungi; Ascomycota; Eurotiomycetes; Eurotiales; Aspergillaceae. The transcript is spliced from 3 exons.
AUGUCCUCCCGCCGCCCCCACGGGCAAUCCUACGCCGACGUGGCCGCCCAGCCACCAGCAGACAAGACCUCCUCGGACGUCACGCCCGCCGUGCCCGCCGAUGUGAUCUACAAGCUCCUCGGCUUCACCGCUGCCAUGGCAGCUGGCCCCAUCGGCAUGUACUUUCUGACCGUGAACUCGAUCUUCAGCGGGAAUGCGACAUUUGCGGGAAUUACUGCCGCCGUCACGGCCAACGUCGUACUGUUCGCUUAUAUCUACGUGGCCUGGAAGGACGACCAAGGGGAGAGAGCGGCGGCGGAGAAAGCCAAGUCGAGAAAGGCUCAGUAG